This is a messenger RNA of Diaporthe batatas, 3156 nucleotides long. RefSeq lists its product as uncharacterized. Gene Ontology annotation, biological process: adenylate cyclase-activating G protein-coupled receptor signaling pathway; cell surface receptor signaling pathway. Gene Ontology annotation, molecular function: G protein-coupled receptor activity. Bases 1711 to 3090 code for a protein of 459 amino acids. The transcript is spliced from 4 exons. The record is from RefSeq and is a predicted model, not a curated record. Gene Ontology annotation, cellular component: plasma membrane. Lineage: Eukaryota; Fungi; Ascomycota; Sordariomycetes; Diaporthales; Diaporthaceae.
CUCCCACGUGUGCCGUUUGCCACUUGCCCUCAUCAGUUGCGCCUCUCCACGGUCUAGAACAAACCAUCUUCACUUGCUCUUGCUAGGCGGAAUUCUUUCUUGUUUGUCCUUCACCCAAAGUUCAGUUGGCAAUAUGCUGCAGCAAUGCCCUGGCUUGCCUGGUUCAGACCGACCUGGAGCUUUCGACUCUCGGCAACAUCGGUCUUCUGCCUCGGCACACUUCGGCCACGUAGAUGAUAUGACGACCUGACAGCCUCAGACUACCGAUCUGACCUCUGAUCUACAGCAGUCCUCCUGAACUAGCGCAACUCGUCGACAGACUCGCCCUCAGGCUAACGUUUGGGCGACUAGUGUCACCACAACCCAUAGAAGCCGAUCUGCGUCGUCGUCUGAUCGAGCGGGUUUCAGGCCGCCAGUAAUCGCAAUGUCCACCACAGCUUGGACGUCUACAGGCCGUCAUCUCAUCAGGAGUCUGCCGACGACAGCUUGGUCCCUUGCUGCACCUUCUCUCGGACUCGAGACAUGUCAAUUCAGCCACUCGCGCAAUUAUAUGAAAAGAGGCUGCCCGGGGCCACUGGGGCGUGACCACGCUGAGGGCAGGCCGGAGCUAAAUAACCGCAUUUAUCAUGUCGUUCGCGCUCAUCCGGUCGUGGCCUCUACCGCGGCACAUACCGAGCAUGUCCCAGGUUAACCCACGCCUGCACCUCAAGUCUGCGCGUUCUGCUAUUGGCCAAUCUCCCGGCCUCCAGGGCUCGCCCAUCAUGGGGCGGUAUCAAAGUUGGGAUGGACGAGCGAGCACGUUUCCUUGCGUGGUUGAACUCACAGACCUUGUUCCCGGGCUAGGUAUGGGCCCCAUGUCAAAGCUCUGGUCUCAUCACACAGUCAUGGCCCCUGACUUUGACCAAGGAUGGCAUACUAAUGUCUAUCCCUGCCGAGCACCUCCUCCCAGAACUCCCGGCUAUCAUGGAUCACGCCCAUUUUCACACCUCUUUCCACGAGGCAUACCUUGCCGCUUGACGGUCUUACCCGUCUUGUACAAACUCUAAGAGACCAGUUUCCCUACGAUUUAAUUAAGGCCUAGGGGCACGCCUCAUUUACAGUUGAACUGCUUUUUACAAACUUGCCCUUCUGCAUUUCUGGCGCCCGCCACCUUUUCUAAUUUACUUCUCGGUAUACAUCAUCGUCCUGAGCUCCAAAGAACCGGAUUCACGGGCAUUUACAGCCUGUCGAGAUCUCAUAAUCCACCCCAGCCCAACACUGCCUCCCCAUCCUCCACACAGGAUCCACGCCAUCGAGACAUUCGUGCCACUUGCAGACCGCCUGCGUGUCUCACCUUACUCACGCAACUGAAAUCGGUGAAGAAGCACCAGACUUCCAUUUUUGGAAGAUUUUGACGCACGUUCAAGCCCCGAAAUCCGGGCAUCUGACACCAUCCUUCUGAACCGAGCAAGCACAUACGACAACCCCGAGCUGUGAAGGCGCCAACCCGGCCUCCGAAUUAGCCUUUUUCAUCCACCUGAUCUACUGUCCAUUGGGCCGCUACCACUGCUCUCAAUAGAUGGGCCUCGCCCACGGCUUCCGGCCUGUCGAUUACUCUGCGGUUCUCUCUGUCCCGAUAUCAGUUCCCCAGGAGCCAGUACGAGACUCGGACUCGAAGCCACCCUGCUAGCCAAUGCAGCAGCUUGGCCGCGAACAUCCAAUUAGUUCAUAAUGGAUUCCGACAAUGUUGACAAUAUCGAACACCUCGGCACGCAGCUUGAUGUAUUCAACGUCAUAGAGCGAACGUGCUCGGUUCUGUCUCUACUGGGAUGCAUCUUCAUCAUUGUGACUUUCUGCGUAUCGGACGCUUUCCACAAACCGAUAAAUCGUCUUGUAUUUUAUGCUUCCUUCGGUAACAUGAUGACGAAUGUCGCUACACUCAUGGCACGUACAUACAUACCAUUCCCUGAGUCCGCGGGUUGCCAGUUUCAGGCAUUCCUGAUUCAAAUGUUCAUGCCCGCCGACGCAUUCUGGAUCUUGGCCAUGGCUAUCAACGUCUAUUUAACAUUCUACGCCAAAUUCGACGCACAAAAACUUCGGAAAAUGGAAAUACCAUACCUACUGUUCUGUUAUGGAGUCCCGUUCAUAGUGGCAUUGGUAUUCAUCUUCGUGUCCUCCCCAUCGAAGGGCAAGAUAUAUGGAGAUGCCAGUCUGUGGUGUUGGGUGAAGAGAGAGUGGGAUAUCUUUCGAAUCGUAACAUUCUACGGACCCGUUUGGGCGGCCAUCGCUGUGACGACAUUUAUUUACGUCCGUGCUGGGAGAGAGAUUUACCGGAAGCACAAACAGCUCCGAGAACUGAAUUACACGAGCCACUACGAACCCGAAACGAACGGGAUGAAUGACCCCUUCAGCGUCAAGACGACAGAGGUGUCAGUCACGUCCGAGAUAGUUACAACAUCUCAAGACACGCCCAUCGACCUCGCGCCACUAGGCCGUGCCCAUCGUGACAGCUCGGCAGGCCAUCAAUCCAAGCCGUCUGCAUACUCGGUCAGCAUCUCCGCAGAUGGAUCAAAGGCAGCGGCAGCGAUGCCCACCGCGACAGCAACUAGCAAUGGCAGGAGCAACGACAACACGACGCAACGCUCGGGGCGAAGGAAGGCAAAUUAUGAUGCAAACAGCGCGGCAUGGUCGUAUACGAAAUGCUCGAUCCUCUUCUUCACGGCCAUCCUCGUGACGUGGAUUCCCUCGACAGCCAACAGGGUCUACGGUGUCGUUCAGCCCGACGGGGUCAGCCUGCCGUUGGAAUACAUGUCAGCCUUCGUCCUGCCACUGCAGGGCUUUUGGAACGCCGUCAUCUACAUGGUCACGAGCUGGAAAGCAUGCAAGACGCUGCUGGAUGAUGUCCGCCAUUUCUUUACGGGUGGCCGGAAGACAAACGUGCCGGCCCGGCUGACGACAAUGUCUCGGCUGGGGGUACGGCGUGACAACAUGUCUGUGCCUGGGAGGACUGGGAACUUCGAGAUGAUGAGCAAGGGGCGGAACACAAGGACGGCGUCGGACUUGACCUCGGUCUCGGACUCUACGGAGGAGCUGAGGUACGGGGUGGUAUGAUAGUAUCUAUUGCCUCUUGGCAGCGGACAUUUAUAUUCUGUCUUUAAUGUUACAAUUCUAUUGAAG